Messenger RNA from Impatiens glandulifera, 2818 nucleotides. RefSeq names its product wings apart-like protein 1. The record is from RefSeq and is a predicted model, not a curated record. Bases 58 to 2682 code for a protein of 874 amino acids. The transcript is spliced from 13 exons. NCBI's taxonomy places the organism in Eukaryota, Viridiplantae, Streptophyta, Magnoliopsida, Ericales, Balsaminaceae. Gene Ontology annotation, biological process: regulation of chromosome condensation.
UUUAAAGUUUCAUAGUGCUUCUGAUUCAACUUAUGAGUGAUUUAAAUUAUAUUAAAGAUGAUUGUUCAAACUUACGGCCGUCGGAAUCGAGGUAUAGAGAAAGGUGUUUACUCCGACUGCCAUGAAGUAUCUGACGAAUUUGAACACUCUUUGUCUCCCCAGUCUCAAGAUACUUCUAAUUGGUCCAGUAGAGGCCCUCAUCUGACAAUUUUUCCCUCAGGUGGUAACUGGGUCAGGGAGAAUUUGGAUGACGGGACUGUUGUUUCUAGGAAAUUGAAGAAGGGAAUGACUGGGAAGGAAGAUGAGAAGAAAUUGGGGUCUAAAAAGUUGAAAUUUAUGGGUUCAAAUUCUACAUGCGGUCAGGUAGAUGUUAGCACGACAACAUUGAUGGAGACACAGGAAUUUGGGGAAAUGAUGGAACAUGUGGAUGAGGUUAAUUUUGCACUGGACGGAUUAAGGAAGGGCCAACCAGUUCGCAUCAGGCGGGCGAGUUUGCUGUCGUUGUUAUCGAUUUGUGGCUCACAACAGCAGCGACGACUUCUAAGAACUCAUGGGUUGGCCAAAACAAUCAUCGAUGCUGUUUUUGUGCUCAACUUUGAUGAUUCACCAAGCAAUCUGGCAGCUGCUGCACUCUUCUAUAUUUUUACAAGUGAUUGUCAAGAUGAUCAGUUAUUGGAUUCAGCAAGUAGCAUCCAAUUUCUGAUGAAGUUGUUGAAACCAGUUGCCUAUGCUUCUUGUAACAAGACGGCACCAAAUAUUGGCUGGAAGCUUCUAGCACUUCGGAAGAACAUUGAAGUUUUACAAAAUUCUGGCAAAGAACUGGAUUCCACAACUAGUGCAAUUACACUCAAAGUUCAGGAGCUUCUUGUUAGUUGUAAGGAAAUGAAGUCUGGCAGCAAUGACACAACCAGAAAGCCGGAGCUGAGUCCCAAAUGGAUGGCUUUGUUCACAAUUGAAAAGGCAUGCUUAACAACUAUUUCCCUUCAAGACACCACUGGUGCCGUUCGAAAGACUGGAGGAAAGUUCAAGGAAAGAUUCCGAGAGUUGGGAGGACUUGAUGCGGUCUUUGAUGUCAUCCGGAAUUGCCAUUCUCCUUUAAAGAGGUGGUUAAAUCAAGUCUCCAUUCAGAAUCAACAUUUAAAAGGAAGUUUGGAUCUGGAAAGCCUAGCGCUGCUUCUAAAAUGUCUGAGAAUCAAUGAAAACGCAACAUUUCUUAGUGAGAAUAAUCAGAAUCAUUUACUUGGUCUUAGAGGAAGCUUUGUCCAUGAGGGCAUCCCUGAAUCUUUUGUGGAACUUAUCAUAAGUAUCAUUAAGAUUCUAUCAGGUCUUUUGUUAUUGAGAAGUUCCUUUGACGAAAUAGAUGAUAAAAUGUUCCAUGACCUUUCUAUUAGGAUUGAGAAAGAUACUCGGAGUCAUUCUAAGGGAAACCACAAAGCAGAAAACAAUGAGAUUAUAACCAUUAGUUCUUCUAAUAGUUCAUCAAGCACUGAACAUUCUUCUCAGAAGAGUCUAAGUACAUCACAAGACUAUCAAUGGUUGACCUCUGGUAAAUCAGAAGAUUCUAAGACAGCUUCUGGUAUGACUGGGACAUAUGUGGCUGAAUCUAAGUUGUUACAAGCUAAUUCCUCUAAUUCCAGCUUGUGCAGCGGGACAAGCUCAAUUGUUCCGAGAUCUUUUCAUAAUAUUGGAAAAGGAUGCACUAUUAUUGAAAUUUCCGAUUCUGAGAGUCAAGAGAAUAGUCAGGAUCCCUUUGCUUUUCAUGAGAAGGAAUUUAAACCCUCAAAAUGGGAGUUACUUUCUGGGGUUAAUAUGCCUCUCAGAAUCCAACACAAUAAGGAGUUAAAUUGGACAAAUGGAAUUGAGUGUCAAUCUGAACAAGUUUUGAGUUUAGUGAAGUCUAGCAACGAGGAAAAUCAUCAGUUUGAUGCCUCUUCCUCCACAGCUCUUGACGAGGAUACGCGAAACCUUCUGUAUGACUGCAUGCUUACAGCUGUCAAGGUCUUGAUGAACUUGACGAAUGAUAACCCUAAGGGAUGUGACCAAAUUGCCUCCUGUGGAGGACUAGAGACUCUAUCAUCUUUAAUUGCUGUCCACUUCCCAUCAUUCACAACUUCCAUGCCUUCACUCUCUGGGAUAAAAACUAAUGUCUGGAAGUCCGAGUGUGAAAACCAUCAGAAGGAAACAAAUCUUUCUGACCAGGAGUUAGAUCUACUUGUGGCUAUUCUUGGAUUGCUUGUUAAUCUGGUUGAGAAAGAUAAUCACAACAGAUUGAAGCUUGUGGAAACUAGUGUUCCAUUGAUUAUGAAGAAAGAAGGAAAAAUGGAGAGACAUGUCAAUGUGAUUCCUCUACUAUGCUCAAUCUUCUUGGCAUAUCAAAGGGAAGGCGAUGCAGGCGAAGAAGGGAAGACACUUGAGUUGGACGAUGAGGAGGCUGUAUUGAAAGGAGCCAAAGAAGCUGAGAAGAUGAUUGUUGAAGCUUAUGCUGCUCUUCUUCUUGCAUUCCUUUCAAUGGAGAAUAAGGCCACCCGCAACUCAAUUGCCCAGUGCCUCCCAAGCUGCAAGCUCAAUGUCCUUGUACCUGUACUAGAAAGAUUUGUGGAAUUUCAUAUGAGCUUGAACAUGAUCUCACCGGAGACGCACAAAACCGUGCUUGAAGUAAUAGAAUCAUGUAGGAUAGCUUGAAAUCAAGAUGUUAUAUUUGGAUCUUGUACAGAGACAAAGAGACAUGUGUUUAGUUUCGAUAUUGUUGUUGAAUUUAAACUCUUGGAUGGCAACAUGGAAAUCGUCCAAAGCAAGUAUACUAUUGACAAACAGUUAA